Molecule: messenger RNA, 489 nt
Organism: Penicillium digitatum Pd1
Lineage: Eukaryota; Fungi; Ascomycota; Eurotiomycetes; Eurotiales; Aspergillaceae
Source: RefSeq, a predicted model, not a curated record
AUGCACUGCCUUUCUUCUGCGUCGCUGCGGUCUCUUCUUCCGAAGUGGAUACAAUCUCUCUGGUUCCCACCAGGAGAGCAAAUUAGAGAACGCCUGGAUCAUACUGUCCCCACUGUUCCCAGCUCGUAUACGCGAACUGAACCAGCGGUAUAUAGGCCUCAAAUUUCGGAAGUUGCAUAUAAAGUCACAAAGCCUCUACCAGUUUGCAUUUCAAACCAAAAAGAGAGACUACCAUGGACACACACUAAACCACUCGAAAAUUAUAUUUCAACUCAACCCCGAGCUAUUUCCAUGAGAUUUGAUGACAACACAGAUUGUGGGACUAUUGUGCUUCCUGACAUCCCUCCAGGCGUUAAAUUUGUCAAAGGCAAGAUUACUUACAUGGGAGAGGAACACCCAUCGCCUGAUUGGUCAACUAUGUGUUUAAAAACCAACAAACUGGCUGUGAUCAUGUUGUCAAACAUUAGUCAAGAACCGAGUCUUCAGUAA